This is a messenger RNA of Cuscuta europaea, 2053 nucleotides long. NCBI's taxonomy places the organism in Eukaryota, Viridiplantae, Streptophyta, Magnoliopsida, Solanales, Convolvulaceae. The record is from the annotation of a GenBank genome assembly.
CGGGAUAUAAAUUUAUGAAGUUACAUAAGAAAAACAAGGCAGCUGCUUUCCUUAGGUUGCAGCAUUUUCUUCCUCUACCAUAGAUAAAUUAUGUAGACACCUAUAAAUGAUUUUAUGUCGAUCUGCUGCUAAAUUAAGGAAGAACCAUACAAUAAAAGAUGGCGGGAGAUGGCGGAGAUAGAUCAUUGGAGGAAACGCCGACGUGGGCGGUCGGCCUCGUCACUUUUGUUAUGGUUGGGGUUUCUGUUCUCAUUGAGUACAUGAUCCAUCUUAUAGGGAAGUGGUUGAAGUCCAAACAUAAAAGAGCGUUAAAUGAAGCUCUUGAAAAGAUCAAAUCAGAGCUGAUGCUGCUGGGAUUCAUAUCAUUGAUGCUGACAGUUUUGCAAAGCCCGAUUUCGAAAAUAUGCAUCUCCGCGAAACUCGGGAACACGUGGCUUCCUUGCACCAAUAAGCAAGAACACAAGUUAGCUGAGUCCGAACACGAAUCGUUAUGGGACGAGAUAAACGGCCGCCGGAGACUUCUCCUCCACGGUGGAACGCGGCGGGUUCUGGCGGCCGCUGCUGACAAAUGUGCUUCCAAGGGAAAAGUGCCGCUAGUGUCUCUAGAUGGUGUUCACCAGUUACAUAUGUUUAUAUUCGUAUUAGCAAUUUUCCAUGUACUUUAUUGUGUUACAACUCUGGUUUUGGGGAGAGCCAAGAUGAGAAGGUGGAAAGCAUGGGAGAAGGAAACAAAAACAGCAGAAUACAAAUUCAAUAAUGAUCCCGAAAGAUUCCGGUUUGCAAGAGAGACAACUUUUGGGAGAAGGCAUUUGAGCUUUUGGACAACAACACCCAGUCUUCUUUGGUUUGUCUGUUUCUUUCGCCAAUUCAUACGCUCUGUUCCAAAAGUUGAUUAUCUAACCCUCAGACAUGGAUUUAUCAUGGCUCAUUUGACACCUCAAAGCGAGGCAAAGUUUGAUUUUCAGAAAUAUAUCAAUAGAUCUCUAGAAAAAGAUUUCAAGGUGGUGGUUGGAAUAAGUCCUCCGAUGUGGAUGUUCGCAGUUUUCUUCCUUUUAUUCAAUACUCACGGAUGGUAUUCCUAUUUAUGGCUUCCAUUUCUUCCUCUGAUUAUUAUACUAUUGGUUGGCACCAAGUUACAAGUGAUCAUCACAAAGAUGGGGCUAAGGAUUCAGGAUAGGAAUGAAAUUGUGAAGGGAGUUCCUAUUGUUGAGCCGAAUGAUGAUCUUUUCUGGUUCAACCAUCCUCGACUCCUACUCUUUCUCAUUAACUUCGUUCUUUUUCAAAAUGCAUUUGAGCUCGCCUUCUUCGCUUGGACUUGGUAUAUGUUUGGACUGAGAUCGUGUUUCCAUGACCACGUGGAGGAUAUCAUUAUCAGAUUCACAAUGGGUGUUCUCAUACAAGUUCUAUGCAGCUACGUUACCCUGCCUCUAUAUGCCCUUGUGACACAGAUGGGUUCCAAUAUGAAACCAACUAUUUUCGAUGAGAAAGUAGCUACGGCAUUGAAAGGAUGGCACCACACAGCAAAGAAACGAAUAAAAGAUCAAAGUAAGAAUGGCAGUGCAAACAUUACUCCCACAUCAAGCCGCCCAGGAACUCCAUCUCGCCAUGGCAUGAGUCCGGUGCACCCCCGAAAUCGGAGCUACUACCAAAGUGAAAUUGACAUGAUGAGCAGCGCUCAAUCAACUGUGCGUGAUAAAUCUGAUUUUGAGGACUUAAAAGACAAUUCGAGUGGGGAAAAUAACAAUGCUGAUAGGAUCGGUAGCUCAAAGCCUCCCUCUCAGUUGUUCUCGAACCAUAACGGUGGACGACAAUCACGGCAUGAACCGUCGCCCUCUUCUUCUUUUAACAACACGACGCACCAAUAUGAUGAUAAUAAUGUAGAAUUAAAGAUUGAUGAUGAUAUCACCACCUCAUUGGAGAUUACUCAUGUGCCACUGCCACACCAUGAGGUUAAUGUUAAGGAACAAAUAGAUUUUUCGUUUGAUAAAAGAUUAGAUUGAACUUGUGAAACUUGUCAACAAUGUAUUAUAAAGAAUAAAAUUCUAUUUUUGAU